AUGGCCAACGUUCCUCAUGGUGGCAUCCUUAAAGAUUUACACGCUCGAGAUGCUUCAAAACAAGAUCAAUUAUUAGCUGAAGUUGAAAAUUUACCUUCCAUCGUUUUAUCUGAUCGUCAAUUAUGCGAUUUGGAAUUAAUAAUGAAUGGAGGUUUUUCGCCAUUGGAAGGAUUUAUGAAUCAGAAGGAUUAUCAACGUGUCGUUAAAGACCUCCGAUUAAGUAAUGGAUUAUUGUUUUCUAUGCCAGUUACUCUUGAUGUAUCGCAAGAGGAUAUUGAUAAAUUAGGUUUGAAACCGAAUAAGAGAGUAGUUUUACGUGAUUCUCGUGAUGAUUCACCACUAGCCAUCAUAACUAUACAAGACAUAUAUACACCUGAUAAAAUUGAAGAAGCUAUCAAAGUUUUUGGUGAUAAUGAUAUCGCACAUCCUGGAGUAAGAUAUUUGCAUGAACAAACGAAGGAAUUCUAUAUGGGCGCUACUAUCGAAGCCAUUCAAGCUCCAAAUCAUUACGAUUAUGUUGCUCAUCGAUACACUCCGGCAGAACUUCGUGCUCAUUUCAAAAAACUUCAUUGGACUCGAGUUGUUGCUUUUCAAACACGUAAUCCUAUGCACAGAGCUCAUAGGGAGUUAACAGUUCGAGCAGCACGUAAUAGGCAAGCAAACGUUUUGAUUCAUCCUGUAGUUGGUUUAACCAAACCAGGUGAUAUCGAUCAUUAUACAAGAGUAAGAGUUUAUCAAGCUCUUAUGCCUAAAUACCCUAAUGGAAUGGCUGCAUUAAGUUUAUUACCGUUGGCCAUGAGGAUGGGAGGUCCAAGAGAAGCCGUUUGGCACGCCAUCAUCAGAAAAAACUUUGGUAACACGCAUUUUAUUAUUGGAAGAGAUCAUGCCGGACCCGGAAAGAAUUCUAAAGGUGCCGAUUUUUAUGGUCCUUAUGACGCGCAGAAACUUGUCGCGGAAUAUAAAGAUGAAUUAAAAAUUGAGGUGGUACCAUUCCAAAUGGUAACAUAUAUUCCUGACUCAGAUGAGUAUAUGCCAGUGGAUGAAGUGCCAGAAGGUACAACGACAUUAAAUAUUUCUGGCACAGAACUAAGAAGAAGAUUAAGAACGGGUGGACAUAUUCCUGAAUGGUUUUCCUACCCUGAAGUUGUAAAGGUUUUAAGAGAAACUCACCCUCCAAGAUCUAAACAAGGAUUUACAUUAUUUUUAACCGGUUAUUAUAAUUCUGGUAAAAAUUCUAUUGGCAAAGCUUUGCAAGUCGUUUUAAAUCAACAAGGCGGUAGAUCCGUUUCUUUAUUGUUGGGUGAAACUAUUAGACACGGAAUUUCUUCUGAAUUGGGAUUCUCCAAAAAAGAUCGGGAUCAAAACAUAGCUCGUAUAGCUUUUGUAUCAGCGGAACUUACAAAAGCUGGUGCCGCUGUUAUCGCAGCCCCGAUUGCUCCAUUCGCUGAAGCACGUGCUAAUGCUAAAUCGCAUAUUGAAACCUAUGGAGGUUUCUAUUUAAUUCACGUUAAUACUCCUCUUGAACAUUGUAUCAAGACCGAUAGAAAAGGUAUUUACAAGAAAGCACAAUCCGGUGAGAUAAAAAAUUUCACUGGAGUUGAUGAUCCUUAUGAAGCACCAGCUGAUGCAAGUAUCACCGUUGAUGUCAGUAAACAAAGUAUUAGUGAAAUUUGUCAUCAAAUUGUAUUGUUACUUGAAAAAGAUGGGUAUAUUGGAGAAAGAUAA
Messenger RNA from Funneliformis mosseae, 1725 nucleotides. The record is from the annotation of a GenBank genome assembly. NCBI's taxonomy places the organism in Eukaryota, Fungi, Glomeromycota, Glomeromycetes, Glomerales, Glomeraceae.